AUGACCGAUAAACUUGAAAUCCCAAAGUCCAUGCGCGCAGCUGUAGUCAAAGACUUCAAUAAAGGCUAUGAAGUUCGCGACAUGGACGUACCGACUGAUCUCGGACCAAACGAUAUCCUCGUCAAAAUCGCAGCUGCAGGCUACUGCCACACAGAUCUUCAAGUAGAGCAAGGUGUCUACGAAUCAUCCGGCGCAAAACCAGGUCUUGUCGGAUCUCAUGAGCCAGCAGGUGAAGUAGUGAAAGUAGGCUCAAACGCAGAUCAAUCCGGCAUUCAUGUCGGCGAUCGCGUGGGCUCAAUCAAUACCUAUGCUUUCUGCGGAGAGUGCAAUGCAUGCAAGACCCAGGGUCAGCAGCUUUGUGAGAAAUUGGUCGGGAUGCUGGGAUUGACUAUCAAUGGUGGAUUCGCGCAGUAUAUGAAGGCGGAUGCGCGUGUUGUUGCAAAAAUCCCAGAUUCUGUUCCAUGGGCAGAAGCUGCGCCGUUGUUCUGUGCUGGUGCGACUGUUUAUGGUGCGCUGAUGGCGUCGGGUAUUAAGCCGGGACAGUGGCUGGCUAUCAUUGGUAUUGGGGGACUUGGACACUUGGGUGUUCAGUAUGCUAAGGCUUUGGGUGCGAAGGUUAUUGCGAUUGAUAAUCGGAAAGAAGGUAUUGAGACUGCGUUGUCGGUCCCGGAGCAUUUGCGACCUGAUAAGACUUUCGUGGUUGAUUCGGAUGAAGCGGAGAAGAAGGUUGUUGGAGAGCUGCAGUCUUCGUUUUAUGAUUCUAACCCUGGUGUUGAUCGUGUUGUUAUCAAUGCCGAGGCGCGGAGCUUGAUCAAGUUCUCGCAGCAGUUCUUGAGGAAGGGUGGUGUGUUGGUUGAUGUUGGGUUACCGUCUGAGUGGACGUUGGAGGUUGAUCCUUUUGCUCUCUCGUUUAAGGAGCAGACUGUGAAGGGGAGGUUGAUCUGUACACCCGAGCAGAGUCAGGAUAUGAUUAAUCUGCAUGCGAAACAUGGGUGCAAGUGUUAUAUCGAGAAGACUUAUGGGGUGGAGCAGAUUAAUGAGAUGUAUGAGCAUUACCAGAGGAAAGAUCUGAAGGGUCGUUUGUGCAUGGUCUUUUGA
This is a messenger RNA of Penicillium angulare, 1098 nucleotides long. RefSeq lists its product as uncharacterized. The coding region runs from base 1 to 1098 and encodes 365 amino acids. Lineage: Eukaryota; Fungi; Ascomycota; Eurotiomycetes; Eurotiales; Aspergillaceae. The record is from RefSeq and is a predicted model, not a curated record. The transcript has a single exon. Gene Ontology annotation, molecular function: oxidoreductase activity.